CCUGAGGGCUGCCCGGCGCCGAGCUCUGCCCCGAGAGAGAUGGAGGAGCCGGGGUCCCGCGCAGAGGUCAUGGAAGAAGUGACAUCGUGCUCCUUCAACAGCCCUCUGUUCCAGCAGGAAGACAAGAGAGGGGUCACCUACCGGAUCCCAGCCCUGCUGUACAUCCCCCCCACCCACACCUUCCUGGCCUUUGCAGAGAAGCGCUCCACGAGCAGGGAUGAGGAUGCUCUCCACCUGGUGCUGAGGCGAGGGUUGAGGACUGGGCACUCGGUACAGUGGGGACCCCUGAAGCCGUUGCUGGAAGCCACAUUACCUGGGCAUCGGACCAUGAACCCCUGUCCUGUGUGGGAGCAGAAGAGUGGCUGCGUAUACCUAUUCUUCAUCUGUGUGCGGGGCCAUGUCACCGAGCGUCAACAGGUCAUGUCAGGCAGGAAUGCGGCCCGCCUCUGCUUCAUCUGCAGUCAGGACGCUGGCUGCUCAUGGAGCGAGGUGAGGGACAUGACUGAAGAGGUUAUUGGUGCAGAGGUGAAGCGCUGGGCCACAUUUGCUGUGGGCCCAGGUCAUGGCAUCCAGCUGCAGUCGGGGAGGCUGGUCAUCCCUGCAUAUGCCUACUACAUCCCCUACUGGUUCUUUUGCUUCCGGCUACCAUGUAAAGCCAAGCCUCAUUCCCUGAUGAUCUACAGUGAUGACCUAGGGGCCACAUGGCACCAUGGCAGGCUCAUUAAGCCCAUGGCAACAGUGGAGUGUGAAGUGGCAGAGGUGACCGGGAGGGCUGGCGACGCUGUGCUGUAUUGCAGCGCUCGGACACCAAAUAGGUGCCGGGCCGAGGCUUUCAGCAUUAACCAUGGUGAAUGCUUUCAGAGGCCAGCCCUGAGCCCUCAGCUCUGUGAGCCCCCGCAUGGCUGCCAAGGCAGCGUGGUGAGUUUCCGGCCCGGGGAGAUCCUUCAAGUGUACCAGGACCCUAAUGGCAAAGAUGCUCCUUCCGUUCAGCAGAACCCUCUGCUGGACAGCGCACUGAGGCUAGAGCAGGAAGCUGGAAUGCUGUCUGAAUCUUGGCUCUUGUACUCACACCCAACCAGUAAGAAGCGGAGGGUCAACUUAGGCAUCUACCUCAACCAGACCCCCUUGGGUGCUGCCUGCUGGUCCCGACCCUGGAUCUUGCACUGCGGACCCUGUGGCUACUCUGAUUUGGCUGCUUUGGAAAAGGAAGGCUUGUUUGGGUGUUUGUUUGAGUGUGGGACCAAGCGAGAGUGUGAGCAGAUUGCCUUCCGCCUGUUUACAGACCGAGAGAUCCUGAGCCACAUGAAUGAGGACUGCAGCAGCCCUGGUAAGAGCUCUGAGCCAACUGAAAACUAAAAAUUGGCUUAGGCCCCAAUUUUCCUUAGAAAGGAAACCACAGAAGGCAACCACAGGAUGAUGAAGGCCAGGUUAAUAGAGGUUAUUGAAGUCUACAGAGAAUCCAAAAACUUAAUAUUCUGCUCUCCACUUCUUUUCACUUCUCCAAAGAGCAAAAGGAAAAUUGUGCUGUAGUUACUGCAGUGGGAAGAACUAUGUGUUGGGAAACCAUGAUGUGGUCCUGGCUUGCUCUGGGACCUUGGACGUGUCCCCUGAACUCUCUGGGCCUCAGGUCGUCUCCAUCUGUAAAAUAAGAGGAUUGGCUCUGUGAUUUUUCUUCUUCCCAUUCCUAGGAAAGGCAAAGUGCCUGCAUGCUCCGUGAUCGGCAAGUCCUGGCUGCAUGGGUCUCUGAUAGGACUCUGAUCUCUAAGUGGAAGUCAGAGGACUCAUCUUUUCCGGUGACUCACCACUCAUCCAGGUGUGAGGCCACAAGCAGGUGUCCUGGCACAAAGGAAGAUCUGGAUGGUUUGUUC
Molecule: messenger RNA, 1868 nt
Organism: Neomonachus schauinslandi (Hawaiian monk seal)
Lineage: Eukaryota; Metazoa; Chordata; Mammalia; Carnivora; Phocidae
Gene: NEU3
Product: neuraminidase 3
Exons: 3
Coding region: 40-1356 (438 amino acids)
Biological process (GO): oligosaccharide catabolic process; ganglioside catabolic process
Cellular component (GO): lysosome; membrane; cytoplasm
Molecular function (GO): exo-alpha-sialidase activity
Source: RefSeq, a predicted model, not a curated record